This is a messenger RNA of Paraglomus occultum, 206 nucleotides long. The record is from the annotation of a GenBank genome assembly. Lineage: Eukaryota; Fungi; Glomeromycota; Glomeromycetes; Paraglomerales; Paraglomeraceae.
AUAAUGAGGAGGAAGUCGAUGUGGAAACGUUGAAAAACAUUUUGGGUCCAGAUGCGGGCAUCAUAGAGCGAGAUGAAGAGGGGAAUGUCAUAAACGUUAUUUUGGGGAAAAGUAAAGAAGAACUCGAAGAAGACAAGGAAGUGGAACCUGCACCAGCAAAGACAGAUAUUGUGUGGGCUCUUGAAGAAGAGGCUGCUGUCGUAUAG